GUUGCGCAUACGUUAAGGGUGCCGCGACCUCGCUAUGGCCACGGCAGGAUUUCAGGGGAAGGUGUGCGUGUCCGCCUCAUCUGCAGUACGUGGCGGCUGGGGCGGGGUGGCUUUGUGUGGAAUCCGGUAAGGGGCAUUAGGGAAGUGUUUGGAGCAAGGGUAACCGAGAAACCUCGUGACUCGCUGAGUGGCCCGAGGCGGUCUGCUGCCCCUCUGCCCAGCGAGGGCUCUUCCACCCAGACGUUACCACCGGGCACCUGCCGUACGUGUUGCAACCCUCAUACCACCUCUCCAGAAAUAACCAUAACCUUUCUGCCUACUGAGGCCGUUUAGUGACGGCCCACUGAAGCGCUGUGCAUAGCUUCAGUUCUUACAACAGUUCUGCAAGGUUCUCUCCCUGAUAGGCUGCUCUCGCACCAGCACUCCCUGCCGGUCGUGGAACUUCCAGAAGCUGAGGAGGCAUGCUCUGAGUUUCUGGACCAGCAGAGCUGAGGGUACCCAAACUUGUACUGAGGCAACUCUACUGAGGUCAGCCCCAUGGCUGUUCCACAUGGUUCAAGUGAAGCUUCCUAUUUGCUACCUCCAAACAGUGAGGACUGGGGACGGCACGGCAUUCCUGACUUUGUCUAUGGGCAGAGGGAACUCGUGCCAGAAGGGAUUCAGUGGCCAAGGAGCGGACCCAGCCUUCUGGACACACUGCCACUGUCUCGCUUUGACUCUGCCCUCUGCUUGGCCUGGAGGCAGCGGAUGGAGCUGGGGCUGUUCCGCUACUGUCUGGGGGACCUGCAGACCCAAACCCUUCCUGGUGCCGUGGGUUUUGUGGCUCAGCUGAAUGUGGAGCGAGGUGUGCAAAGAAGGAGCCCCCAGAACAUCAGGAGCGUGAGGCAGGCGUUUGACCCUGAACAGUUUAACUUCAACCAGAUCCGGCCAGGAGAAGUCCUCUUCCGCUUGCACCGGGACCCCGAUCUCCCCAGUGCUCUCCAGCAAGACGACAUCCUCGUGGUGAUCAACGUCAGCCCCUUGGAGUGGGGCCACGUGCUGCUGGUGCCCGAGCCCGCCCGAGGGCUCCCCCAGCGCCUGCUGCCAGGGGCACUGCAGGCCGGGGUUGAAGCUGUGCUGCUGAGCUCACACCCAGGCUUCCGAGUUGGCUUCAACAGCCUGGGCGGCCUGGCCUCAGUGAACCACCUCCACCUGCAUGGCUAUUACCUGGCCCACAGACUGCCCGUGGAGGGGGCCCCAAGCGAACCCCUGGAUCCUGGGGGCCGUCUGCAUCUGCUCCAGGCCCUCCCAGCUCCUGGCUUCCUCUUUUACACAAGCGGGCCAGGGCCCGACUUGGAAGCCUUGAUAAGCAGGGUAUGUCGGGCCACUGACUAUCUGGCUGACCACGAGAUUGCACAUAACUUGUUUGUGACCCGGGGCGCUCCACCUGGAAAGACAUCAUCUUCCUCAGCCCUCACGGGGGUCCGAGUAAUUCUUUGGGCCCGGAAGUCCAGCUUUGGGAUAAAGGAAGGCGAGGCCUUCAAUGUUGCCCUCUGUGAGCUGGCUGGGCACCUCCCUGUCAAAACAUCCCAGGACUUCAGCAGCCUGACAGAGGCGGUGGCUCUGGCCAUCAUCCGAGACUGUCUGCUGCCCCCAGACCAGGCAGAAAAGGUGCAGGCAGCACUGGUGGCCUUGAUAGCCAAGGAAGAACAGUAAUCCUUCCAGAAGUAUUUAUUUUGUAACCGAUCUAAGUCUCUUUCCAGAAAUCUGUCCAUCAUGAUCAUGUGGGCACUUUCAUGAAUGCCUUCUCACCUGUCUCAGCCUAAGGGGAGGGAUAAAGAACUGGUAAGUGGUCUCUUUAAGGAGGAGGAUACCUUGGAAUAAAUCGAAUGAA
This is a messenger RNA of Mesoplodon densirostris (Blainville's beaked whale), 1873 nucleotides long. It is a transcript of the gene GDPGP1, whose product is annotated as GDP-D-glucose phosphorylase 1. The record is from RefSeq and is a predicted model, not a curated record. The transcript has 4 exons. Gene Ontology annotation, molecular function: GDP-D-glucose phosphorylase activity. Gene Ontology annotation, cellular component: cytoplasm. NCBI's taxonomy places the organism in Eukaryota, Metazoa, Chordata, Mammalia, Artiodactyla, Ziphiidae. Bases 538 to 1695 code for a protein of 385 amino acids. Gene Ontology annotation, biological process: glucose metabolic process.